Messenger RNA from Stegostoma tigrinum, 3940 nucleotides. Its product is annotated as dynamin-1. The coding region runs from base 810 to 3371 and encodes 853 amino acids. Gene Ontology annotation, molecular function: GTPase activity; GTP binding; microtubule binding. The record is from RefSeq and is a predicted model, not a curated record. Gene Ontology annotation, cellular component: cytoplasm; microtubule; membrane. NCBI's taxonomy places the organism in Eukaryota, Metazoa, Chordata, Chondrichthyes, Orectolobiformes, Stegostomatidae. The transcript is spliced from 22 exons.
AAAUAUGAUACAACUGAGGAGCAAGUGCGACUCGAAGCCAGGCCUUUUAGGUUAGAAGCGGGGGUACCGCAAGCGCACUCCAAGAUCCUAUUACCCUACAUGUAACUAUUUUCCAAAAAUUGGUACAUGCAACGCUCUGGUGGUUUUCGGUGAGACGCAGAAUGCAAUCUGCGAGGAAUGACUGCAUGUUCCAAGUCUGCAUUGCAAUCCUUGCGCCUCUGCAGCAAUGGCCAGGAGAAGGGCCCCCACUCUUCUUGUGCAAUUAAUUCCAACCUAUUUUUAUCUGAAUGAUUUGGGGAAGACGCCAGGCGAGGAUUGCAACAAAAAAAUCCCGGACAGGGGUUCGCUGCCACCCUUUGCAAUUGGUAACAAGAGGAGCCCAGCCUUGCGCUGGUGGGUGACAAGAGGACGAGAAUGAGAGGGCGCGCGGUGCACCCUGGGAGGUGGAGUCCGGGACCGUCCGUCCACAAGGUGGCGCCGCGGGUCGUGGACUACAGAUCCCGACAGGCCGGCCGUGGCAGCGCCUGCGCAGUGGUGGUGCCUCUUGUUCCCUUUAAAUCGCUGGCUGUAUAGCGCAGGCAGAGCGGUGCGAUAGAGCGGAGCCAAUUGAGAGUGUGCGGCUUUGGGUGCAAGGGGAAGAGCGCAGAAACAGCAUUUAACCUGCGAAUGCAAUUCCCCUCCUGCAGCCUGAGGUUUGCUGCUCCAUGUGGAGCUUUUUGCAUAUUAUAGACUAGGCUCCCAGCUCUUUAUCCCACAUUCAGAUCCAGUAAUAGUAGCGGCUGGUCCCAGCUCAUCGCCAUUCAGCAAACAUGGGCAACCGCGGGAUGGAAGAACUGAUCCCCCUGGUCAAUCGGAUGCAGGAUGCUUUCGCUCAGAUCGGACAGAAUGCCAAUCUGGACUUGCCCCAGAUCGGGGUAGUGGGGGGACAGAGCGCCGGCAAGAGCUCUGUGCUGGAAAAUUUCGUCGGAAAAGAUUUCCUUCCUCGCGGAUCUGGGAUUGUGACCCGAAGACCCCUUGUUCUUCAGCUGAUUAACUCUCCAACAGAAUACGCGGAGUUCCUACAUUGCAAAGGGAAGAAGUUCACAGACUUUGAUGAAGUUCGGAAGGAGAUUGAGGAGGAAACGGACCGGGUGACGGGCAGCAACAAGGGGAUCUCAUCGAUUCCAAUCAACCUGAGGGUCUACUCCCCAAACGUUCUUAACCUGACCUUGAUUGACCUCCCGGGAAUGACUAAGGUUGCAGUCGGUGACCAGCCCCCGGAUAUUGAGUUCCAGAUCCGAGACAUGCUGCUGCAGUUUGUCACCAAGGAGAACUGUCUGAUCUUAGCCGUGUCCCCUGCCAACUCAGACCUGGCCAACUCAGACGCCCUGAAGAUCGCCAAAGAGGUUGAUCCCCAAGGCCUGCGUACAAUUGGGGUCAUCACUAAACUGGAUCUGAUGGAUGAAGGGACGGAUGCCCGUGACAUCUUGGAAAACAAACUGUUACCCCUCAGACGAGGCUACAUUGGUGUGGUGAACAGAAGUCAGAAGGACAUUGAUGGCAGAAAGGACAUUCAAGCAGCCUUGGCAGCUGAGAGGAAAUUCUUUCUUUCGCACCCUGCCUAUCGCCACAUGGCAGACCGGAUGGGGACCCCUUAUCUCCAGAAGGUGCUGAACCAGCAAUUGACAAACCAUAUCAGGGACACAUUGCCCGCUCUCCGUAACAAGCUACAAAGCCAGCUGCUCUCCAUUGAGAAAGAGGUGGAAGAAUACAAGAACUUCAGACCUGAUGACCCAUCCAGGAAAACCAAAGCCUUGCUGCAGAUGGUUCAACAAUUUUCUGUUGAUUUUGAGAAACGAAUCGAAGGCUCGGGGGAUCAGAUCGACACCUAUGAGUUGUCAGGAGGGGCCAGAAUAAACCGCAUUUUCCACGAGAGGUUCCCCUUUGAACUGGUCAAGAUGGAGUUCGAUGAGAAGGAACUGCGACGAGAGAUUAGCUACGCCAUCAAGAAUAUUCAUGGAAUCAGAACGGGUCUUUUCACUCCUGAUAUGGCAUUUGAAACGAUUGUGAAAAAGCAGAUCUUGAAGAUCAGAGAGCCGUGCCUCAAAUGUGUGGACAUGGUUAUCAAUGAGUUAAUCAGUACGGUUAGGCAGUGUACCAAGAAGUUGGGCCAGUAUCCCCACCUACGGGAGGAAAUGGACCGAAUCGUAACCACUCACAUCCGAGAUCGGGAGGGCAGAACGAAACAGCAGGUCAUGCUGUUGAUAGACAUUGAGUUGUCUUACAUGAACACAAACCAUGAGGAUUUCAUUGGGUUUGCCAAUGCCCAACCGAGGAGCAGUCAAUUGAGUAAGAAGAAGGCUGCAGGCAAUCAGGAUGAAAUCAUGGUGAUCAGGAAGGGCUGGCUGACCAUCAACAACAUCGGCAUCAUGAAAGGAGGAUCCAAGGAAUACUGGUUUGUGUUGACAGCAGAGAACCUGUCCUGGUACAAGGAUGAUGAGGAGAAAGAGAAGAAAUACAUGCUACCGCUUGACAACCUGAAGUUACGUGACAUAGAGAAGGGAUUCAUGUCAAGUAAACACAUCUUCGCUCUCUUCAACACAGAGCAGAGGAAUGUUUACAAGGAUUACAGACAGCUGGAGCUGGCUUGUGAGACCCAGGAGGAGGUGGAUAGUUGGAAAGCUUCAUUCUUACGGGCUGGUGUUUAUCCAGAGAGAGUCGGGCAAAGUGAGAAUGAAGAGAAUGGAGCUGGGGACAACUUCAUGCACUCAAUGGACCCUCAGCUGGAGAGGCAGGUGGAAACCAUCCGAAACCUGGUGGACUCCUACAUGGGAAUUGUGAACAAGACCAUCCGGGACCUCAUGCCCAAGACUAUCAUGCAUCUCAUGAUCAUUAAUACGAAAGACUUCAUCCAGUCCGAGCUGCUGGCCCAACUGUACUCGUGCGCAGACCAGAACAUUCUGAUGGAGGAGUCUCCGGAGCAAGCCCAGCGCCGUGACGAAAUGCUGAGGAUGUACCACGCCCUGAAAGAGGCCUUAAAUAUCAUUGGUGACAUCAACACCACAACCACCAGCACCCCUCUACCGCCUCCUGUGGAUGACUCCUGGCUGGGUGUCAGGGAUAUCCCAUCUGGGCGAAGAUCUCCAACCUCAAGUCCUACACCCCAGAGGAGAGCUCCAGCAGUUCCUCCAGUCAGACCUCUGUCCCGUGGCCCUGCACCAGGACCUCCCCCGCCCGCCGGCCCCCCUCCUCAAGGACCCCCGGGUAGCGCCCCACCAAUUCCCUCUCGCCCCGGUGCCUCUCCAGAUCCUUUUGGGGCUCCACCUCAAGUUCCCUCCAGGCCCAACCGGGCUCCUCCUGGUGUUCCCAGAAUAACAAUAAGUGACCCUUGAGGACAUUAACUCUCGACUGGCAAACUAAGUGGUAGUCCCUUGAGAACCGGGAGCCCAGUGUCCCGCUUUGAAAUCCCAGUCUGUUUUCGCUUGCUGUGCAUCGAGUCUCCUCAGCAUCCUGUCCAUUCUGAAAGGAAGUCAUAUAAAUAUAUAAAUAUAUAUAUCUUGUGCUCUAAUGUCUGCAUAAUCUGCUCUUGCACAUAUCCAGGAACUGUCGCUCCUGCUGGAUAACUUCUAUUUUUCAGCGCUCUGUAAUAACCAUUCAGUAAUAGUGUGACAAGUAAAUUUUCUUCCGUGUGUUAAAGUGUGUUUCAGGGAGAAACAUUAUUGAACCUGUCAUGUUCCUGUGUAGUGUUUUAGUUUAAAUCAAACCGUGAUGGUAUAUAUUAAUACAAUAAAUAUCUGGUAUACAGGCCUUUGAUUUGAAAUCUAUGUAUAUGAUAUUCAUGGUGAAAUAAAUUAAAUCUGUGUAUUUAUGCUUUGAAAGUGACCUGUGGCAAAUACGAAAAAAGAGUCAUAUCUGUGUAAUCAAAGCCUCCUCUAUUUAAAUAAAGCUGUGUCUUUGUGGA